Messenger RNA from Apus apus (common swift), 2319 nucleotides. It is a transcript of the gene WASHC1, whose product is annotated as WASH complex subunit 1. The transcript has 13 exons. The record is from RefSeq and is a predicted model, not a curated record. Bases 264 to 1688 code for a protein of 474 amino acids. NCBI's taxonomy places the organism in Eukaryota, Metazoa, Chordata, Aves, Apodiformes, Apodidae. Gene Ontology annotation, cellular component: WASH complex; early endosome; recycling endosome. Gene Ontology annotation, molecular function: gamma-tubulin binding; alpha-tubulin binding; actin binding. Gene Ontology annotation, biological process: endocytic recycling; Arp2/3 complex-mediated actin nucleation; retrograde transport, endosome to Golgi.
AGCGCGGAGGGGUGGCGGGCGCGCCGGGAGGGGCCGGGGCCGCGGUGUCCCCGCCGGGAGGAGCGGAGCGGAGCGGAGGUGUCGGUUGUGCAGUGGGUGUUGCUGGCAGUGGUUUGCAGACUGGAUUGACCUAUCCUGGAGCAGAUGAGGUAAAAAGUGCUGUUCUCUCAACUCAGGAGUUCAUUGGCAAGAAAAGUAAAAGCAGAUAAUCCCUGAGAUCUACUCUGCAGUCUGGCUUCUGGGUUCUGCUAAUACCAGGCACAAUGGCUACGGUAGCCCAGAAGCAUUUUUUGGAAGGGCAGACGUACUCAGUCCCCCUUAUCCAACCGGACUUACGCAGGGAGGAGGCUGUUCAACAGGUGGCAGAUGCACUUCAGUAUCUGCAAAAGGUGUCGAGUGAUAUCUUCGACAGGAUCUCUCAGCGGGUGGAGACCAGCUGGGCACAGCUUCAGACAAUCAGUGAGAGAGUCACGCUCGCUCAAGCAAAAAUUGAGAAGAUAAAGGGCAGCAAGAAGGCUAUUAAGGUGUUUUCCAGUGCCAAGUAUCCAGCCCCUGAACGGCUGCAGGAGUACAGUUCAAUUUUUGCUGGUGCAGAAGACCCAGCUAAUCAGAAAUGGCCAAGACACAAGAUUCAGAGCAAACACCGAAUGCUGGAUGAGAAAGCUCUGCAGGAAAAGCUCAAGUACUUCCCUGUUUGUGUGAACACCAAAAUUCACCAGGAGGAUGAUGCAGAAGAAGGCCUUGGCAGCCUCCCCAGGAACAUCAGCUCCCUCAGCUCGCUGCUGCUCUUCAAUACCACUGAGAACUUGUACAAGAAGUAUGUUUUCCUAGAUCCUCUGGCUGGAGCAGUGACAAAGACCCAUGUGGCUCUGGAAACAGAAACAGAAGAGAAGCUCUUUGAUGCUCCUCUCUCCAUCACCAAAAGGGGACAGCUGGACCGACAGGUAGCUGAAAACUACUUCUAUGUGCCAGAUCUGGGCCAGGUCCCUGAGAUUGAUGUGCCAUCCUACCUGCCAGACCUGCCUGGCAUUGCUGCAGAUCUUAUGUACAGCGCAGAUCUGGGCCCCGGCAUCGCACCGUCCGCCCCUAGCAGUGCUAUUCCAGAGCUGCCCACUUUCAACACUGAAUCUGUGGAGCCUUUGCAACCAGACCUUCAAGAUGCUGAGCUACUGCCGCCUCCUCCACCACCACCUCCCCCACCACCUCCUGUUAUGCCAACUACUGUUCCUCCACCACCACCCCUGCCCCAGUCCACUGCCCCCUCUGAGCCAGCCCGGACAGCGAGUGAGGAGAGCAGCAAUGCAGUGCCUGCAGCUUCGGUUCAGGGAGCCCCAAAGGAGGUGGUGAACCCUUCUAUUGGGCGUGCCAGUCUCCUGGAGUCCAUCCGCCAGGCUGGUGGCAUUGGGAAGGCCAACCUCCGCAGUGUCAAGGAGAGGAAGCUGGAGAAGAAGAAGCAGAAAGAACAAGAACAAGUGCGAGCUACAGGACAAGGUGGCGAUUUGAUGUCAGACCUCUUCAACAAACUGGUGCUGAGGCGCAAAGGUAUUUCAGGGAAAGGGCCAGGAGCCUCUGGAAAUACGGAUGCCCCUGGAAGUCCUGCCAGUGCCUUUGCUCGUAUGUCGGACUCAAUACCACCCCUUCCACCCCCACAGCAGCCUGUGGGGGAUGAGGAUGACUGGGAGACAUAGAUGGGGUCAGUUGAGUGUCUGUGUGAAUCCCAGGACGCUUGAACCUUUGAGAGACACCAGCCUGUGGAUGUAGCUAUUGGAGGGUGGGCACUGACAUUGCAAAGGGACCCUGUGGUUUCUCCUUGAAGAUGAGCAGGAGCAACAGGAGCCAACUGCUGCCGAGAUGAUAGUUACCAACAGGGGUUUUUCUUCUGUUGUGUUGUUUUCCACCCCAAAGACUACUUUCCAUCUCAAAUGCUGCUGCUCACGCUGGCACAAUAAAUCCUGCCUUAGCUAGCAGGCAGUGGGGUGGUCUGUGCUCAGAGGAUCAGAACUAGCAUUGCUCCUGAUUUAAAGGGCCCUGGGUCUUUCCUAAUGUGACUGGUGAUGACUGCAAAAGCAUCUCUUGCAGGCAAACAGCCCUUGCCUCAUUUGUCUCCUUGCUGCUUGCCUGAAGCUCCCACUUGCUUGUCUGUCGCUAGAAGAAAGAAUGAGUGUGCAUGUCCCUUUGUGGGGGGUCUAAUUCCUGGUGCCUCUGCACACAAUGGUUUCUUUCUUUACCUGGCUUAUGGUAAUUCUUUGCCUGUUGCUGUCUGAAAAAUUUUAAUAAAGUUGAAGGCAGCAGGUCUUUGCAGCCUUUGCCCUGGCAAAA